Cutaneotrichosporon cavernicola is the source of this 3003-nucleotide messenger RNA. RefSeq lists its product as uncharacterized. Gene Ontology annotation, molecular function: tRNA binding; aminoacyl-tRNA deacylase activity; ATP binding. Gene Ontology annotation, cellular component: mitochondrion. NCBI's taxonomy places the organism in Eukaryota, Fungi, Basidiomycota, Tremellomycetes, Trichosporonales, Trichosporonaceae. Gene Ontology annotation, biological process: mitochondrial translation; isoleucyl-tRNA aminoacylation. The record is from RefSeq and is a predicted model, not a curated record. The coding region runs from base 1 to 3003 and encodes 1000 amino acids. The transcript has 18 exons.
AUGAGCAGGCUCCUCUCCCAAUCGUGGGGGCGCCUGCCCCGGCUGGCGACAAGCGCCCCCACCUUUCGUCCUCUCGGUGUUCGCUUUGCUAGCGAGGUCAAGGACCAGGAUAUUCGCAAGAAGUACUCCGCUACCCUCCUGCUCCCGAAGACGGACAUGCCGCUGCGUGCGAAGAACGCGCCAGCUACCGAGGACAAGUACCGCCACCGCACGACGGACGAACUCUACCGCGAGCAGUAUGCGACCAACGAGGGGCCGGUGUUCAUCUUGCAUGAUGGACCGCCGUAUGCGAACGGCAACCUCCACAUGGGGCACGCACUCAACAAGAUCCUCAAGGACAUGAUUAACCGUUACAACGUAAUCCGCGGACGCAAGGUCCACUACAUCCCCGGCUGGGACUGCCAUGGUCUGCCCAUCGAGCACAAGGCACUUGCGGCGCUUGGCAAGUCGCACACGUCCCUGGACCCCGUGAGCGUACGGCGGGAGGCGCGAAAGUUCGCGCUUGAGGCUAUCGAUGUCCAGAAGGCCGAGAUGAAGCAGCUCGGCGUCAUGGCUGACUGGGAUAACCCAGACGGCGUCUAUCGCACUCUUGACCACGAUUACGAGAUCCGGCAGCUCAAGAUGCUGCAGAUGAUGGUGUCGAAGGGCUUCAUCACCCACCGCCUUCGGCCUACAUAUUACUCGCCAUCGUCGCGGACUGCCCUGGCUGAGGCAGAGCUCGAGUACACAGACCUCAAAUCGAACUCAGUCUACGUCAGGUUCCCGGUCUCUGAAGAAUGGAUGACUCCUCGGUUGAAGGAGGCGUUCCAAAAGGGCAGGGAGGUCAGUCCCGAGGCUACUUUGAGUCUUGCAAUUUGGACAACAACGCCGUGGACGCUCCCGGCAAACAUGGGCGUCUCGGUGCACAACGAGAUUGCGUACGUGGUCGUGCUUGACAACGCGAAGCGGCUGCUUGUCGUGGCUGAGGAGCUCCUGGAGCCCCUUCAGGAGCGAUUCGGGAAGCUUCAAGUCAUUGACCGGCUCGAUGGCAAGCACCUCAUCGGUACCAAGUACCGCACCCUCUUCCACACCGGUGACCCUGAGUCGCUUCCAGCAAUCUUUGCGGCGGAUUAUGUCACGUCGGAGUCCGGAACUGGCCUUGUCCACUCCGCUCCGGGCCACGGACACGACGACUACGACGCGUUCCAAGACCAAAACAUCCCAAUGGAUGACUUGCGUUGCCCUGUGGAUGACGAGGGGCACUUCACCAACGAAAUUGUCCAGUGGUCCGGUAACCAGGCGUUCUCUGCUCUCGUUGGCAAAUAUGUCCUGGGCGCUGGAUCGAAAUUGAUGAUUGAGCAGCUUGAAGGUGCCGGAGUUCUGCUAGCCGAAGAGAAAAUCGAGCAUCGCUACCCUAUCGACUGGCGCACCAAGAAGCCCAUUAUUAUUCGGGCGACGCCGCAGUGGUUUUGCGAUGUCGGGUCGCUCAAGCCUUCAGCCGUUGAGGCGAUUGAGAACAUCAAGUUUGUUCCUCCUAAUGAGCUUACACCUGGCCGCAACCGCCUCUCUGCCACUGUUCUCUCGCGCUCCGAAUGGUGCAUCUCGCGGCAGCGGAGUUGGGGUGUUCCCAUCCCUGCGCUCUUCAACUCCAACGGGGAGCCUCUACUCACUGUGGAGUCUCUCGAGCACAUUAUUUCUGUGCUGCGAGAGAAGGGCAUUGACCACUGGUGGGCAGGUUCUGACGAUGAGUUUGUGCCUGCUAGCCACAAGGGCCAGGUGCUCACGAAGGGCUUGGACACCCUCGAUGUCUGGUUCGACAGUGGCACUUCGUGGUCGCUGAUUGCGGAUGCUCACUUGCGGUCUGAAUCUGAACCAUUAGCAGAUGUCUACCUCGAGGGUUCAGACCAGCAUCGUGGAUGGUUCCAAUCGUCCAUCCUCAUCCGCCUCGCCGCGCUUGAAAAGGACGGACACAAGCCGAUGGCCCCCUACCGCAACCUGAUUACGCACGGCUUCACGACCGACGAGAAGGGAAACAAGAUGAGCAAGUCGCUCGGUAACGGAAUUUCCCCGAUGGACGUGGUGAACGGAAAAAAGGGACGGGACGCAUUCGGAUCCGACACGUUGCGGUUAUGGGCGGCUGGAACAGACUACACUCGCGACGCCUCUAUCGGGCCUUCGAGCAUCUCACAUGCUGCAGAAGUACUGCGCAAACUGAGGAGCACUCUGCGUUUCAUGCUUGCAAAUACCGCCAAUGCCACACCCCUGCCUCUGGAGGAGGCCGGAUUGACACUGGUGGAGCGGUACAUCCUGCAUGAGCUCAGCACCUUGGAGCAGGUGGUUAGAGAAGCGUACGAAGACUUCACUUUCAACAAAGUUUUGCAGGGUGUGACUAGUUUUACAUCAUCGACCCUCUCGUCCUUUUACUUUGACGUCGCCAAGGACGCACUCUAUUGCGACCCUAUCAAUGGGCCGCGCCGGCAGGCCAUUAUCGCUACACAAAGCCACGUACUCAACGCUGUGCUCAAGAUGAUUGCCCCUAUUGUCCCGCAUCUGGCUGAAGAAGUGUAUGAGUCAACGAGAUCAAACCAUCACAAGAGCUCGGUCUUCCUGGAACAAUGGGCGAAGGGGGAGAGCUGGAUCGACAAGGAAGCUGCUGACGAGAUGGCUGUGUUACUAGCUGUUCGGGGUGAGGUGCUCAGCAUGUUGGAGACUGCGCGGCAGGACAAACACGUACGUGUGCCGACCGAGACUGCAGUGUACCUUGCCUCAUCGCCGACUAUGGAGAGCUUGUUGAAGAGGCACGCCACUCUGCUCCCAAGUAUUUUAGGAGUAUCCAUCGUCAAGUUGACGGCUCCGCCGCCAUCCACGUGGAGCGUCACAGGGGAAUCGGAAUCAGUUUCGAUCACCCUGGCUCCUGCACCCGCACACCAAUGUCCCCGUUGCUGGUUGUAUACCGCACCAGCCGAGGCCGAGCUGUGCCAACGGUGUGACAUGGCGUUAGGCGACAGCCCCACACCUAUGUGA